This is a messenger RNA of Penicillium salamii, 882 nucleotides long. Lineage: Eukaryota; Fungi; Ascomycota; Eurotiomycetes; Eurotiales; Aspergillaceae. The record is from the annotation of a GenBank genome assembly.
AUGCCUCCACGAAAGAAAACCAAACGUGCACACUCACCAACCCCCCAGGAUGAUACCGCGCAAUCAAGCGCUGACACGCCGUCAAGCGACACCGCCAGCAAGCCAGACACAGAUUACGACUUGAUCUCAGAUCCAUGGACAGACGAGCAGGAGACUGCGCUACUCAAGGCGAUCAUUAAAUGGAAACCAGUUGGCCUACACAAGCACUUCCGAAUGCUCGCAAUCUCAGACUAUUUGAAGAGCCAAGGCUAUGCACCAUCAACUGCGGAACACAUGCGUAUUCCGGGGAUCUGGAAGAAGCUGGGGUCUUUGUACAAUCUGGAAGCUCUUGACGAACGGGAGGAUUCGGUUAUCACAGACGCGAAUGACGAGGAGGACGGGUCGAGCGAAAUGUACUGUCCAUUUGAACUUCCAUACGAUGAGUACGGCGAUAUGAUGUUCGAAAGACGACUUGCUAUGGAGGAUUCCCUAUCGCCUGUCGCCAGUCGCACUAGUCGCGCAGGUGAAUCACGGCGAGGAAGCACUGUGGCAGAUACGGAUGAGCCACGAUCUUCUCCUGCCCCAUCCCGAGGUCGCAAUUCCAAUCGAAGCGCCCGUCCUUCUACAAGAGGCACGCGAUCUACCCGUCUACAGGUUGAGAUUGGCCCGGGAAGCCAAGGAAAGACAUCCGACGAGGGUGAUUCGGCUGACGACACUGGGGCAAAUGACGAGGACGAAGAAGAGGGUGACGAUGGCUCCGAGGGCAAUAGUGAGGAAGAGGAUGGAGCAGAGGGAGAAGAUAAAGGUGGCUCGCGAAGUACUCGAGCACAAACAUCACGUUCCAAGGCGAAGGAUAAGAAGCCAUCAACUACUGCGACACGCAGCUCUGGUCGACGGCGUUGA